Molecule: messenger RNA, 1612 nt
Organism: Drosophila innubila
Lineage: Eukaryota; Metazoa; Arthropoda; Insecta; Diptera; Drosophilidae
Product: putative inorganic phosphate cotransporter
Exons: 3
Coding region: 88-1593 (501 amino acids)
Biological process (GO): transmembrane transport; monoatomic anion transport
Molecular function (GO): transmembrane transporter activity
Source: RefSeq, a predicted model, not a curated record
CCUGAAAGUUAUCGUUUUUCUUAAAUUAAUUAGAUUUUAUACUAAACGGAAUUCUAAUUUAUAAAAGAUGUUGCGAAUCCAGCAAAAAUGCGAGAGAUAUUUGACUAUCUGCAGGUGAAGCAACGUUUUGUACUUUGUUACUUUAGUUUGUUGGCCAUUAUUAAUGCUUAUACAAUACGCCACUGUUUGGACUUUUCACUUAAUCGCAUUAUGCGGGAGUCCAAGAGGCUAUCCAAAGCUAAACCCACAAAAAUGUCAUUAAAAGGGAAACCAAUAUCAAGGAGCAGUCGGAAUACGGUAGUAACUUUUCCCCAGCAAACGAGACAAAAAGCCGGAAGAGAUGUGGUAAAGAUUACCAAGCGGCAGAUGAAGGAAAAGCUGCUCCAAACUUCUGUAAUAACAACUUCAAAUAGCUCCGAUGUGUGGACAAAGCAGGUGCAGAUUCUGGUCACCGUAUCCUUCUAUGCUGGCUACAUGAUCACUCAUAUCCCGGGAGGACGUCUGGCGGAACGUUACGGCGGCAAGUGGAUCCUGGGUGCUUCUAUAUUGCUUUCGGCCAUACUCACCCUACUGACACCCACAAUUGUUCGUAAUGGAGGCCCGGGAGCUUUGAUGCUCCUCCGACUUCUCAUCGGCUUCUGCGAAGGACCCACAUUCCCCGCCGUCAGCGCCUUGUUGGCCCAAUGGGUGCCCGAGAACGAGCGUGGUCUGCUCUGCAGUUGUGUGUUGAGCGGUGGCGAGAUUGGCAUCACAUUUGUACAUCUAGUUAAUGGAAUGGGUCUCAAGGACGAGGAUUGGGCUGUGGCAUUCUAUGUGGUUGGCAGUGGCGCACUGCUCUGGUUUGUGGGUUUUAUCUUGGUCUGCUACAGCAAACCGGAUGCGUCGCCGUAUAUACAAAAUUCAGAACGGGAUUACAUCAGGAGACAGGUGAGCGCAACUCUGUUGACGACAGUGGAAGCUGAUGAGGUUGUCAAUGAAGCAACUCCUUGGAGCAAUAUGCUAAUGAAUGCUCCGAUCUGGGCACUGAUUGCGGCGAACAUGCAACACGACUGGGAUCAACAAGAGAUGGCGCAGGAGCUGGAGAAGUUACUGCAAGAUCUGCAGACCAAGGGCAGCACAUUAUGGAAGGGACUGGAGUCGAGUCUGAGGGUAACAGCGCCGCAUCUGUACAGUUGGUUGGCUUCCCUCACGUCCGGCACACUCUGUGAUUAUCUCAUUGCCCACGGAAUCUUGAGUCGCACUCAGACGCGUCGUCUGAUGUCCUGGCUGAUCUUUGUGAGCAUCUCCAUGUACUUGGUCCAUGAAAAGGAGGAUGGAGCGCGUGCUUGGAGCGUGCUGGCAUUUGGCGCUUACUAUGCGGGAAUUAAAGUCCUGCCCUUGGACAUGAGUCCCAAUUUCGCUGGCACACUGAUGGGCAUCUCCAAUGGAUUGGGUUCGUUGCCCGGUCUGCUGUUGCCCCUGCUGCAGCAACUGGAAUCGGAGUAUGCCAUUGUGGGCAGCAUACGUGCCGCCUUAUGGUUGAUUUGUGCCGGAUACAUUUCCGGAGAUGUGCAGUCCUACAAUCGAAUGCCAAUGCGGCAAGCCGAAGGUUAAUUACAAAUGUUUAUAUUGU